This is a messenger RNA of Plectropomus leopardus (leopard coralgrouper), 2567 nucleotides long. RefSeq lists its product as uncharacterized. NCBI's taxonomy places the organism in Eukaryota, Metazoa, Chordata, Actinopteri, Perciformes, Serranidae. The record is from RefSeq and is a predicted model, not a curated record.
UCCUCACAGACGCACAAACUGCUACUUUGGUAGAAAUAUCAAGCCAAAAGAUUCAACACGCCAGGGGAGCUCAUAUAAAUCAGUGAGAGUCAAGGGCCACUUUGCCAGGCCUGCAAGAAACACAACUCUUCUAUCAUGGUUGAUAACAUCGUUUUAAAGCCUCUGGGGUUAGUUUUGAUCAUCACAGCUCACAUGGUAUUCAACGGCCCCAGCCGAGCAGAGGUCACUGGGAUCCUCGGCACCAACAUCACCCUUCAAUUCAAAUUUAACGUCACUGUAAACAAAAACAGUUAUUUUGCAUUUUAUACAAGAAACCUAAAGAUUGCAGAGUAUAAUGGAAGAAGUAAUUCAAAAAGAGGCGACAUGAACUUCUAUCCUAAUAAGACUUCUGUGUUUUGCCAAAUUACAAAUCUCACUCGAAAUCACAGUGGAAUUUACUGGGCCACAUUGUUGGACUCAAGACCGGCGCAAGAAAGUAAUAAGGUGGAGCUGAUUGUCCGAGAGGAGAACAGAAACAGCACAGUGUCUCCAACGCUGAAUGACAUCACAAUAAAUAAAGACAGUGGAAGUCCCAGUUUCUUUUCCUCUCACGUUGUCACCGUCCUCGUGGUUUCACCUGUAGGGCUGCUGGCUGCAGUACUACUCUGUUUGAGCUUGAUCUGGUUUUUCCUGAGAACCAAAGAUAUACAACAACCACCACCAGAACAAAGCUCUAAUCCAACAGUACAAGAAACUAUUGAGGUGUCCAACAGUGUGCCUGCACCUCCACUGAUCUACAGCAUCCUGGACUUUCCCAAAAGACCUCCAGCAGUUGUGACUUUUGAUCCAAACGACAUAGAGUACGCUGAUGUCAGUUAUCUCCCCUAAAAGAUACAGAGGUGAUGGGAAUUUCUUGGUUUGGGUAAAGAUAUGCAAGAUGACUUACAUCUCAAAACAUAUUUCUAAGAGUGACACUUUUUUUUUGUAAUACAGCAUGUGGGCCUCUUGCAAUAAUGUGCAAGCAACAGAGUUUGAACAUGAAUAGUCACUGUUUUCUGAGUUGAAAGUAUGUAGUUGUCACUCUGUUUUUGGUGUUUGUGAGAACGAAAUAGUGAGAGUUGCUGCAACAAACCACAAGUCAGUACACCAUUUGUUACAGUUACAAAAUGGCUUUUGGAGUUGUUUCAGUUUUUGUUUACUUUUUAUUUGGUCUAGGGUCGUCUGUCCAUGAAACUCUUGUUGGAAAAGUCUGAAAAAGUUUUGCUGUCAUUAACAAAUGCCCUGAAACAACCAAAUACUGGCCUUUUUCUGCAAUAUAUGGUCUUUUCAAGAUGUUACAAAUGGAAGUUCAGCCAAUACCUGUGAAAUCAAUUUUGUCCAAUUCCUGCAAUUUUACCACACAUUUGACUAUUUAAAAUGGGUAAAAUCUUAUUUCACUGUAGAGUUACGUAUGGCAUUUUGAGUCUCUCAGCCCCUCUCUACUGUUCAACAUGACACCACAGUUUCAGGACCAGAGCUCAGAGUCACACAGACAUAGUGCCAGGGCUAACUGUAAGCAUCACACAGCUUGUGUUACCCUAUGGUUAUUAACAGAUUUAACCACAGAGUGGUGUCGGUGAUGGUGUGACAUCAACUGCUGGUGUCGGAUUGUGAACACUUCUGCAAACUUCUGCCCAGGCAGCAAAUAUGACAAAAAGCUGUUGUUUUUUCAAUUUACACUUUCCCCUGCAAUUUCAUUGCAAAACAUAAAAUUAAAAAAACGAAACAAAAAAAUGCCUGUGAGCUUUGCAACAUGUAUCUUCACUAAAGUUAAGAUAAAGCAUCCGUGAUUAACACUGACUUCUGAGGGUGUGCACAGAUGACAGAUGAAUGAGCAAGAUAUCAUAAGCAACUAGAGACCGUCUCACUUUCCAUGUAACAUUCUGUUAGUUUUGCUUCAGUUUUUCCUCUCCAGAUUAAAUCAGACUCCAGCGAUGUAGUGACAUGUUUAUUAAUGUUUUUAUCUUCAGCAUGAAGGUGUGAUGUCUUUAAAAGCUCCCUUUGGGUUUCAGGGUGAGUCAUUUUAUCUUUUCUGUCAAUAAUUUGUUUUUCAUCAUAGCAAUCAUCAUAGUUUCCACUCCUACAAAAUCACUAAAAACCACUGGUGAAAUGAAACAGUUUUAGGAAAUAGUGACAUUUUAUUCAUAGUUUGCAAGUCUCAGGUCAACAGUACUGUAUGUAUUCACGUCACAGGGUGAUUUUCCAUUACUGCAUGGUGUGACAGUUUGACGCUGUUGCACCAGUUUUUGACAAUUACAUUUGACACUAUCUCACUGCCAUUUUACACAAUGUGGUCUCAGAAGUUCUCUCAUGGCAGGUGCGAAGAGGCAAAGAGUUAUGUUCUCAGUGCCACAUAUUGAUGUAAUUAAUGUGUGAUGUUGAUGUAUAAUAUAGAGUUAAACUCACACAACUUAUCUGUUCACCAGUGGUAGAAAAACUGCUUCAAUAUUCAUCCUGGAUCUUGUUUUGGUGGUGUUUAAAAUGAGCAUGCUUCACAUUGUGUUUUCAAUGUUACAAAAAAAAUUAAACUGUAUGCUCAGCUUGUUAUA